AUGGCCAUGAGGGUUUCAAACCAUCGGGCCUUUGCCUCGGCUUUGAGGUCAACUCGGAUGGCUUUUGUCCGUCGCAACGAGAUCAAUAUCCGCGCCUUCUCGUCGACUCCGAGCGCCCAAGUAGUGGUUUCUUCAGAAACGCCAAACUUGCGACAUGCUUCAAGAGAGCCGGAUGCCCCCGGAGGACUUCGUGCACCUCCUAUUAAUCCUGCCGACAAGUAUGCUGCGAAGGCAGAUGAUCUGCAUCGAUACGGCUCUUGGCUGAUGAGUUGCCUUCCAAAAUACAUCCAGCAGUUCUCAGUUUGGAAAGACGAGUUGGUCAUAUACAUCCCUCCAUCUGGCGUUAUUCCCGUGUUCUCGUUUCUCAAGUACAAUACCUCUGCCGAAUUCACACAAGUGUCGGACAUUACGGCUGUCGACUUCCCAACCAGGGAUCAGCGAUUUGAGGUUGUCUACAAUCUACUGAGCGUGCGCCACAACUCUCGCAUUCGAGUCAAGACAUACGCCGAUGAGGCCUCGCCCGUUCCCAGCAUCACGAGUCUUUAUGAUGGAGCCAACUGGUACGAACGAGAGGUCUACGAUCUCUUCGGUGUCUUUUUCGUUGGUCACCCAGAUCUGCGACGUAUCAUGACAGAUUAUGGUUUUGAUGGGCACCCACUGCGCAAAGACUUCCCUUUGACAGGUUACACGGAAAUCCGGUACGACGAGGAAAAGAAGCGCAUCGUGGUCGAGCCGUUGGAAUUGACACAAGCGUUCCGAAAUUUCGAGGGAGGAACAGCUGCUUGGGAGGUACGAAACCCAUUCUCACUAAUUAAUCGUUUGAGCUAA
Amorphotheca resinae ATCC 22711 is the source of this 828-nucleotide messenger RNA. RefSeq lists its product as hypothetical. The transcript has 2 exons. Gene Ontology annotation, molecular function: NADH dehydrogenase (ubiquinone) activity. The coding region runs from base 1 to 828 and encodes 275 amino acids. Lineage: Eukaryota; Fungi; Ascomycota; Leotiomycetes; Helotiales; Amorphothecaceae. The record is from RefSeq and is a predicted model, not a curated record.